AUGGCAAUUAAUUGGAUACAAAUACCAGAUGUAAGUGAUAAUCUAAUAAUUAUAUUAAUUAUAUAUGGUAUACACUCUAUAGAUGUACAACUUGAAUAUAUGGACUUAACUAAGUCGAUAUUACCUUUGGGAUACGUUACAUCCCCUUUAUUAGUCUGUUUGAGUGGCGAAGUUAUGUUACUAUUUUUGGGUAUUCUAAUACCAAAGGACUUCUUUAUUAUGGUGGCUAUACAUUUCACGAUUGGGCUUUUCUUAAUCAACUACAGUCAACAAAACUUCAAUGUGAAGCUUAUAACAUCAUUUGUCUCAACAUUUUUACAAGCGUACAAAUUUUUGGUGUUUUAUAAUAUCGGGUUGUAUCGCUACGGUAUCGUGGGUGCUAUUAUCGUGACGUUCGUCAUCUUUGUCCUUCUCCAAUUUGGUCUUUUAGCUUGCAUCUGCAUGCAUACACCAAGACAUGAUCUUUCUAAUACUUUAACUUCCCCAAAGGCGUUUUCGACACGAUUUAUACUCUAUUUAAUCCUUUGUACAUUGACUGUAAUGUCUUCGUUUAUAACACGCCAAUACACUUUAUUUGUUGUGUGGGGAUUCUACUUCGUUUUAUAUCUUAGAAAAUGUUUUGUUCGUCCACAUGCGCGAAGACUAGGAGGUAACUAG
Entamoeba invadens IP1 is the source of this 657-nucleotide messenger RNA. RefSeq lists its product as hypothetical. NCBI's taxonomy places the organism in Eukaryota, Evosea, Mastigamoebida, Endamoebidae. The coding region runs from base 1 to 657 and encodes 218 amino acids. The record is from RefSeq and is a predicted model, not a curated record. The transcript has a single exon.